AAGAUAUAUAUUUGUAUUAAUAAAUAGAGCUAUUUGUCGUAGUAGAUGCUUCUGUUUGAGGCUUGUUCCUAUGUUCAGUUCCUACCUACCUAUCAUAAAAGAUGGCUUGGUUCUAUUUAUGAUUAUUUUCUUCGUUCUUGCAUUCUCCUUCCGUGCCUGUGAAGGCACUCGUUCCAGACAACCUUCAUAGAGUGGUUCCUUUCUGUGAGGACUCCAUGGAAUACUAUAGUAGUGAGAUUGAGUUGCUGAUUAUGAUUCUUGAAUUUGCUGGGAAUUUGUCAUUUCUGGAUUGAGGCUUUCUUCGUGAAGUGCCCAUUUGUUGUUGCUUUCUGCGGAGAGUUAGAGAGAGAGACAUGUUCGAAGGUCGUUCCUGUGUGGUUUCGAGAUUGUUUCCUAGCUCGUGCCAGGCAGAGAACAACUGGUCUUACAUGAAAUACCUGCCUGAGUUGGACAUCAAGAAUAAUGGCAAGCGCCCUGCGGAAAAUAUUGCAUCCGAGGAUGAGAAUCGUCCGAGGAAGUAUACUAGGAUGUUGGACUCCAAACAGAAAUCCCCUGAGGAUAAUGAGAAUUCUGUAGUUUCCCAAGAGGAUCAGGAAACCAUUGAGACAUUGAGUAUCUGCCAAGAUGGCGACGAAGCUGGUGAUUGGACUGAUGACCAGUCAUUGGCUGAACAAGAACAGCGUGAUGAUGAUGAUGAUGAUGAUGAUGAUGAUUCACUGGAAUUUGGUGAGCAUCAUUCUGAUCAACAGCAGCAGGGUGAACAUGAAGAUUUCUUGGAUUCAAGUAUUCAUCAAUCAGACGAAGAACAGCAAGAGGAUGAACUUGUGGCAGAUGAUUCAUUAGAUUCUGGUGUUCGGCAACCGAAUGAAGAACAGCAGCGGGUUGAACUCAGGGAUUUAUUAGAUUCCGGUGUUCAGCUUGAGCUUGCUGUGAAUUUAUUGGAAUCAUGUGGUCAGCAAUCUGAUGACCACCAGCAGAACCAUGCUGGGGGUUCAUCAGAUUCUGGCUCUCUCUUGCCACGCAUGAACCGGGACAGCUCAAUCACCUGUCUCAGCCGUUGCUCAAGGUCAGAUUAUGGCUCUCUUGCCUCUCUGAAUAGGGGCUUCCGCAAUGUAAUCCGAAGCGGUGAGCUUUAUAAAUGGAGGAGACUAAAUGGUAUCAUGGAACAUUGGAUUUAUUUCUCCUAUGCUCUCCUUGAAUGGGAGGCCUAUGAUCCGAUCCGUCAGCGAUGGAUGCAUUUGCCAAGGAUGGCCUCUAAUGAGUGCUUCAUGUGUUCGGAUAAGGAAUCUUUAGCCGUAGGUACCGAUCUUCUUGUAUUUGGGAGGGAGCUGCAAUCCCUUGUUAUAUACAGAUAUAGUCUUUUGACAAACUCAUGGUCCUCCGGAAUGAGGAUGAAUGCUCCGAGAUGCUUGUUUGGCUCUGCUAGCCUCGGAGAGGUUGCAAUCUUAGCUGGUGGGUGUGAUUCUGAUGGGCGUAUCCUUGACUCUGCAGAGCUAUACAAUUCUGAGACUCAAACAUGGGAAUUACUCCCAAGCAUGAAGAAACCCCGGAAGAUGUGUUCCGGGGUAUUCAUGGAUGGGAAGUUUUAUGUUAUAGGUGGAAUUGGAGGAAGCGAGUCGAAGCUUCUUACAUGUGGUGAGGAGUAUGAUUUACAGGCUAGGACUUGGACCGAGAUUCCUAGCAUGUCCCCUGGACGUAGCAACAGGGGGUCGGAGAUGCCUGCAAUGGCCGAGGCACCUCCGUUGGUUGCAGUUGUAAAUAAUGAAUUGUAUGCUGCUGAUUAUGCUGACAUGGAGGUUAAGAAAUACGAUAAGGAAAGAAAAUUGUGGAUUGUGAUUGGGAGACUGCCGGAGCGGGCAGUGUCGAUGAAUGGUUGGGGUCUCGCAUUCAGGGCCUGCGGAAAUAGGCUUAUGGUUAUUGGUGGACCUAGAACUCACGGCGAGGGAUUCAUCGAACUCAAUUCAUGGGUGCCGGGUGAAGGUCCUCCGCAGUGGAAUCUACUCGCUAGAAAACGGUCCGGUAACUUUGUCUAUAACUGCGCCGUGAUGGGAUGCUGAAUAAUUGAAUUGUGUGAAGGUUAACACAUCUUGACACUUCAAAGUCCUAUGAAAUUGUACAAUGGUGAUUCACCCAUUGACAUAGGAGUUUUGCUAAUUGGUACCAUUCCCCGUCUCUCUUUCUAUGAUAUUUCGAUUCGAAGUCUGGGGAGGAGACUCAAGAUAUUUAUCAAGAUUGGCUGAAAAGUUUGCUGGGGAGGAAGCUCAUCAGUAUUUGUUUCCAAAAAUUCCGAUUACUUUUUUGUUCGAUUUAGUUGCCUCCAUUUACAUUGACAUGAAAAUUUUCUUGGUAUCAUGUAGCACAAAAGCAAGAAAAGGAGUAUGUUAAAUAAUUGAAAAGUUCCAACACAAAAUGUAGGUGACUGGUGCUGUCUGUUUUAAAAGAUUUUAAUCUUGAGAACACACAAACUAGACAUUUGAAUUUAAUGAUCACAAAGUUUCUUAGAUUGAAGAAAUGAAAUAACUUUCUUAGAGUUGUUCAUCAAUUUUGAAUUAUGUAUCAAACCAAUUUUCUUAUUUGAAUUAA
Molecule: messenger RNA, 2583 nt
Organism: Arachis duranensis
Lineage: Eukaryota; Viridiplantae; Streptophyta; Magnoliopsida; Fabales; Fabaceae
Product: F-box/kelch-repeat protein At1g26930
Exons: 2
Coding region: 354-2057 (567 amino acids)
Cellular component (GO): nucleus
Molecular function (GO): protein binding
Source: RefSeq, a predicted model, not a curated record